AUGAACGCUUCAGAGUCGACAGAUGCACUCUCCGGUUCCUUGGAGGAAGUGGGAGUCGUAUUAAAGCCUCUCUUUCGGAAGACGCUACAACAAACCCUUGAGAAUAUCGAAAUAAUCCAAAAAGCCAACCUCCCAACUCUUUUAAUUUAUGUUAUUCAAGAUCUCGUAACGAUGCACCUAAGGUCUCGAGGGAUUGAUCCCAUAACAGAGACCGUGGCAGAACAAAUAGUACGCCUCAAAUCUAAUUCCGACAAAUCAUCCAAGCCUGAGAAAGAACCAGUGAACCGUAUGUCUUCCAUCCGCAUUUGCCAUGGCCCGCCAAUCCACUACAUCCAUCAUCCACCAUUCAUCAUUACAGGCAAACUUGCGCUGGACGGACCUACCGUCAACCAACUCAUUGAUGCAGCACUUAUGCAAGCUGGACUCGGAGUGGAUUCUUCUGGGGCGACUGCAAGCAACGUCAAGGAUACAGACUCAGGUUCUAAACCGAGCCCAACGCCACCUGGCAAUGCCGCUCCAAAAGACGACAGCUUGGUGAUUCAAGACCUCGGGGAUGUAAAAAGAUGGAACAAAAGGAAAAUUGCUGACGUUCUUACUGACUUAGCAACACUAAAGGAAAUGGACGCUAAAAAACAGAAACCGAAUAAAGGCAAUAAUAACGAAAAGCGAAAAAGGAAUAAGAAAUCGCUGGAAUGGAAAAUAUCGAAUAAGACGAGGGCAAUCAAGGGGACAGAAAAGCUGCUUACAAAGGUGAGGCAUGCCGGGGAGUUGGAGAAAAAACUUCAGAUGGAGAAGGGUGAACUCGGACUGGUGAAGCAGACGCUUAGGGACAUGGGGAAGAACAGCGAGGAAAACAAGCAGGGGGGACUGAACAAGGACAAAAAGCAGGAGCAGGAGCAGGAGCAGAAGAGCGGCGAAAAGCAGGUUGAGCGGAAUCAAUUAGUCAUGGGGAGACUUUGGGGCGAGCCGGUGCAGCUGAUGGCGACGGGCGAAUGGGUGACCUAGUGAUCUUCGACCCCCCAUAGACCUAAUCACGCAUAAUUUUAGCCUUACCGAUAUAGUCAUAGCCACCUCAUAAUAGUCUUCAUAGCAUUUUUUUCCUUUCUACAUACAUAUAUGACUUUUAACUUAUCGAAUGCAGAAUUUUUUGUGUGG
Cantharellus anzutake is the source of this 1155-nucleotide messenger RNA. RefSeq lists its product as uncharacterized. NCBI's taxonomy places the organism in Eukaryota, Fungi, Basidiomycota, Agaricomycetes, Cantharellales, Hydnaceae. The transcript is spliced from 5 exons. The record is from RefSeq and is a predicted model, not a curated record. Bases 1 to 1005 code for a protein of 334 amino acids.